UGUAAAAUAUCAGCCGAUCUUACGACACUAGCGGUAGUUUUAGCCGGGUAUUUCGGGUACAUUUCGGAUGGGGUUCAGCCAGCCAGGCUCGUACAGAAUGGAGGGGCAACGCCGCCGCCGUGCCGUUGUUUGCUAUGAACAAACACCUUGAUAGCUGUUGUAUGAAAGCAGCCCCCCUCUGUAGACUACUCUGAGUGUGAUGGCGACCACCGACGAGGUCACGGUGUCCAUGGCGGAGGUGGUGAUGGUGAAGGGGGACAAUGAAGGAGACCCAGAUGACCCGAACAAGACUCAGGUCAUCCUCCAGCUCCAGCCGAUCCCCACUGGAGAUGAAUCUGCUGAAACAGAUGCAGCUGUCAUGACUGUUGAAGCACAUCCAGAACAAACUGAUGGAGAGGACGUUGAAAUUGGCUGUCCCAUAACAUGUGGCGAGAGUAAAGCUGUGUUGCUAGUGAAGAAAUUUGUAUGCCCAGGAAUCAAUGUAAAGUGUGUGAAGUAUGAAGACCAGCUGAUCAGCCCCAAGCAGUUUGUGCACAUGUCUGGGAAAGCCACUCUGAAGGACUGGAAGAGAGCCAUCCGGAUGGGUGGAGUCAUGCUAAGAAAAAUGAUGGAUUCGGGUCAGCUUGACUUCUACCAGCACAGCACACUGUGCACCAACACAUGUCGCAGCACCAAGUUCGACCUGUUGAUCAACAACACGCGGUUCCCUCCGGACGGCUCCGGGCUGACCACGCCCACAUCCUCUCAAGCUCAGGUGGUCCUGGGUAAUGGUGGGACAGCGGGCGAGGACAGAGCAGAGGUUCUGAGUGCAAAGAUGGACUGGAUUUCAAGCUCGCUGGAGGCUGCGGACAGAAAGGAAUCGAACGAGAUCUCAGAGGACACGCUGAACUUCUGGAAGGGUAUCGCCGAUGUGGGUUUGCUGGGCGAAGUGGUGACCAACAUCAGCACGGAGCUGCUGGAGCUGCUGAACGGCGUGCAGCAGCGCAGGGAGCCAGCGGGCUUACAGGACACAGGUGGCGGUGCUCAGCAACCUUGCCCAAGUGUUCGGCCUGCUGGACUCGGUCAAGAAGACGCUGGAGAAGACGAGGCAGCAGAUGGAUCCCAGCCAGGAGCACACCCUCAGCACGCUCACCAACCUGGAGGUGCAGCUGGAGGAACAGAGGAAGCAGCAGCAGGUGCGAGCUCUGCUCUCCUGCCCGCAGCCCGCCAAAAACAAGACUCCCACCAAGCGCCAGACCAAGCGACCGCGUCUCCAGAGGCCCGCCUCCACCACCACCCUCGUGACCUCGUCCCUCAACCAGCAGGCCGCCCUGCAGCCCCAGCAGUUCACCGUGCUCUCCCCCAUCUCGCUGUCCUCGGUGGGCCAGCCGUUUACCAUGGCGGGCCUGCCCAUCGCCUCCCUGGCCCAGUCCUCCAACACGGUCACCCUGCUCCCCGCCGGCUCGCAGCUCUUCACCCGCUACAUGGUGACCGGCGGAGACGGAAAAGGGGACACCAUCACCUUGCACCCGUCCUCGGGCCUCACACUGGUGGGCACCACCAUGCAGGACUCCAGCCAGCUGGGCACCAUGGUGAGCCCCAUAGAGCUGCUGCACCUGAGCCAGCAGGCCGGCGGCGGCGGCGGCGAGAUGGUGCCCAUAGAAGGUCAGGUGAUGGACGGAACCAUGCUGGUGCAGCAAGAAGUGAUGCAGAGCGAGGCGGAGGCCGGCCAGGAGCACACGGUCAUCGAGAUCAACCCGGCUCCCAUGGAGCAGGCGGUGGGGGUGAUGGAGCUGCAGCUGAGCGAGGAGUCGGGCAGAGACGGGGCCGCCAUGAUGGUCCAGAGCGCGAUGGAGGUGACGAUGGCUGCAGCCGGGGAGGAGGAGACGCAGUGCCAAAUGCAGGAGGCACAGACUGGGGGCGUUCAGGGGCUGCAGCUGGACGCAAGCGGACAGUUGUCAGGGGUACAGAUAGUGGUGAUAGAAGAAAACACUCAGGAAGAAAACACGGUCAAAUGAAACGCACCCCCUAUUUUAUCCAGCAGAGCAGGUAUGGACUCGUACGGAGCCAUCACAGACUUGUGAAACUGUAAAUACACAGAAUUUCCAAAUCCACAAAUUGCCUUGGCCUAAGACCAAGCUCUAGGGGUAGCCAUUUUUUUCCCUUUGUGUGUGUGUGUGUGUGUGUGUGUGUGUGUGUGUGUGUGU
Molecule: messenger RNA, 2186 nt
Organism: Perca flavescens (yellow perch)
Lineage: Eukaryota; Metazoa; Chordata; Actinopteri; Perciformes; Percidae
Gene: gmeb1
Product: glucocorticoid modulatory element binding protein 1
Exons: 10
Coding region: 200-2071 (623 amino acids)
Biological process (GO): regulation of transcription by RNA polymerase II
Cellular component (GO): nucleus
Molecular function (GO): RNA polymerase II cis-regulatory region sequence-specific DNA binding
Source: RefSeq, a predicted model, not a curated record